Molecule: messenger RNA, 3715 nt
Organism: Kockovaella imperatae
Lineage: Eukaryota; Fungi; Basidiomycota; Tremellomycetes; Tremellales; Cuniculitremaceae
Exons: 5
Coding region: 254-3646 (1130 amino acids)
Biological process (GO): intracellular iron ion homeostasis; copper ion import; iron ion transport
Cellular component (GO): plasma membrane
Molecular function (GO): ferric-chelate reductase activity
Source: RefSeq, a predicted model, not a curated record
UGCUCCGGACCGUGUACGUCGGAGGAGGGCUGGAAAACUCGCAACUUUGUUGAAGGGUCUAUCUAUACUUUGACCAUAACAAACAUCUUUGUAUAAGUAUAGGACUCGUCGGGAUCAGCGUGCCUUGUAUAUCGGACACAGGAGAGCGCGGAUACAAUAGGCAAUAGUGUCUAUUUAGACCUCGCAGAUCCCUUGGCGUAUAGGAUCGCCACUCCUCCAAUCUAUACCAGGUCGUAUGGCUUCAUAGCGCACGAUGACGGUGACAGGAGCGACGACUGUCCCAGUGGCUACUACGUCGUAUACUCCACCCUUCAAAUAUGUCACGUCAUACCCUCCGCCUGUGUUGAUCACGGGUACAGUGACUGGUCCUGUAAAUAACAAUCCCACGAAUGGUUAUGCACCUGGAACGGAGGGUGACUCCCAGUAUGCCUGGGCUUACCUGAAUGCUCAUAUGAUGAGCACACCGUCAUAUCGCUAUGCGUACAUCUUAUGGAUGGCUUUUGCGUUGAUAGCCCUCAUCUACAUUGUUGCUCAUCAUGCUCGUCUGGGUAGAGGAUCUGUACCGGCGAGCCUCAGUAGAUGGAGCAUGCGGCGCCAUAUCGUAGGAUCAAAGAAACCUGGGAGACGGAACAGGGCUCUCCCUUCAAAUGGGGUGCUCUCGGUCGGAAUCUUGCUCGUCGUCCCCGUCGUCGCAUUAUCGAUUAUCGGACCAGACUAUAUUGCGCCUUGGGCUUCGACGUUCAACUUUACAGCUCGAGCGUUGAAGAUUCGCUCAUCUGCGACGGCGCCAUCCGUGACGAUUCAAAAGUCUCUGUGGACUCUCGGAUCCCGAAUGGGCUUCAUCGCAUUCGCCUUGAUGCCUCUGGUUGUGUUAUUGGCCCUCAAAUCCCCUCCCGUGGCUUUCUUGUCGCUUCGUCCCACAGCCCAGCUCUUUGCCGACAAGCUCGCCACUUUGCAUAGGAUCACAGCCUGGCUCAUUUGGGCCAUCACAACGGCGCAUGUCGUGCUCUGGACGGUACAGCUGUUUCAAGAUCAAUAUCAAGGUAUCCCCACUUGGGUCUAUCUCUGGGGCAAUUACCGCUUCAUCUGCGGUGCUGUGGCAUACUUUGCCAUGACAGCGCUCAUGGUGAUGUCACUGCGACCUGUCCGGAAACACCGUUACGAGUUGUUCUUCGGCUCCCAUGUCGUGCUUGUCAUCAUCACGAUCGCGGCGUCUGCGGCUCAUCAUCCGGUCCUUUGGUACUGGAUGGCGGCCGCAGCCGGACUCUGGCUGUGCGAAAGAGUGACCAGAUACCUCCGCUUUGCGUAUAUCAACAAGCUGUGGGGUCGGCGAUCGUCCAAGACACAUGUAGCUGGGAGACGAUACCAGGAUAUCGGAGGUCAUCAGUACGAUGGAGAAUUGGACGUCAAGCAGCCCGUCGAUUUUGGCUAUCACAAUCCCUACUACGGUGCCGAAAAGUUGAAUAAGACUCUGCCGAAGACGCCGCGAAAUGUCAGCGGAUUGACGCAUCACAGCCAAGCUGAAUUUGCGACUCCACGCCAGACGACGGGAUAUUAUGAUGACGAGCAAUUACCGGAUCAGCAGGCUGGUCCGUUCGCCGACCCCUACCGCCGGCGACAGCGACCGACAUCGUUUUCAACCACUACCACGAGCGUUGAACGAGACACGCCAGCGUUCCCCAUACAGGAGGAGUUCCCAGCUUCUCUUGGUCGUGGUGGUCUCCCCUCCUCACAUCCUAUUGACCCUCCGCUACAACGACGUCCUCUUGCAAUCCCUGUCGGCUACGCUCAAGCGCAACUCUUGCCUUCGCGUACUAUUCGUUUGACCAUCAACGCACCUCGUCCAUUCAGAUGGGCAGCUGGUCAAAGCUGUCUGCUUUACCUGCCGGAACUGUCCAAGACGCAAUCUCAUCCCUUCACAAUCAUCAACAAUAGUGGCGAGCAUGAGAUCGUCAUUCUCGUCAAGGCUAGAAAGGGACUGACACGGAAACUUUACGAUCUCAUCCGUGAUAGAUCUUUCCAAGCCAUGGGCUCCAAGGAACCGUACGAUAGACACGUCUCUAUGGCGUCUAUCGGCAGUGUGAGUGUCGGUGGACGGACCGGUAUGUCUGCCCCUCCCGUUCACGUCCGAGCUUGGGUCGAUGGGCCAUUUGGAUCGGCUGGACGUGUCCCCUGGCAUGAGUUUUCCACAGUGACCAUCAUCUGCGGUGGUUCAGGCGUGUCAUUUGGUGCCGCCGUGUGUGACUACGUCUGCCGAACCAUGGCCGAACGUAUGGGUCAACAAGACUCCAAGUAUCGAACGAGACGCGUCCGUUUCUGCUGGGUCGCCAGAGAGUACGCAGAGAUCGCUUGGGUCGCUGCGCAACUGUAUCGAUGUACGCAAAUGGUGGCAGCGGACAAGCUGGAGAUCAGCAUCUUUGUCACUCACUCCCGAGGCAACCCAUACGAUAGUCUCUCUCGACCUCAGCCUGGAUUCAUGCGACAUGAGAGACGAGGCUCCGCCGACAGCGCCAUGAGUGACAUGUCGGCGUCGGUCAAUGGGUCUUUCGAACAGGGCAACGAAUCAGUGUCGUAUGCGGACGUCAUAGACCUGACCAAUUACGAUGACGAGGAGGAUGUCAAUGAUCCAGCCGAGCAGCAAUUCUCUGAUCGACUACAGCAUCAAGGCAAAGUUCAACGCGCAAAGAGUCGAAAAGCUUACAGAGUGCGAGGAGAACGGACAAGCUAUGUGCCGUCUGCGUAUCCUCCAACUCGUCCAUCUCACUUGGCCUAUGGCGACGAAGGACACGGACAUUUCCCCCGAGGACCUCGAUCCAUGUACGAUGAUGAUGAAGCAGCCUCCUCACGUCACCCGCUCUCGCAUCACGAAGAGAUGGAUGCCGAAAAGCAGUACGCCCUGGCAGCUCAAGGAGCUCCGCAGGCCUUGCUCAGUCCUGAUACUUCCAAAUUCCAGCAAGACGCCAUGCCUCCAGAUCCACGAUACGCAUUCCCGCCCCCGUCAUCAGGUCAUGGCAUGUCUCGGAGUGGCUCUUCGGGCCCAUUCAGCCAUCAAAACCCAUUCUAUGGUGGAGCAGAGCCUUAUAGCGUGGGACAAGAUCUCUCCCAUCAAGCCGCCGGACCAUUCCACACGAUCGCGCAUGCUCGAAACGAUUCGUAUCGCUCCAUUGCCGAUUCCGUGGGUUAUGACCCUUUUGCCACCCGCGGCGGGCCAAUGGGUACAUCCUUUGGUCGGGGAACCUCAUCUCCAGCGCCCUCUAUUUUCCUAGGUGACGAUCAACACUCCAUUGCUGGUGAUUCUAUCCGACAUCUGUCGGCUCAGACUCCCAGAUCAGGCAGUAUGGUCUACCUCGCAAACCCGGAGAGCGGGGAUGGCUCGGCUGAUCCAGGUUUGUGGAUCGACCGAGCGGACUAUCACGCUCUGAACGCCAUGACGGAAAUGGCAAGCGCAGGGAAGCCCAAGCUGGCUACCGUGUUGGAAGAGGAGAUUUCGAGAGCAGAGGGAAGGAUGAUCGUCGCCACUUGCGGUCCAGUCACACUCAACACUGUUGUUCGAAACUUGGUGGCGGACAGUAUAUCACCAUCCCGUAUACGACAUGGCGACAAACGAGGACACGUCGCCAUCUAUAGUGAAGAUUACGAGACGUGAAGCGUUCUGAUACUGUAGCAACGAAUUAUUACACGUGCUGUGACCUGAAACGAUCAUGCGACGUAAAAU